CGAAAAUUAAAAUGAAGCUUUCCCAAAUGAAUAUCAUUGGCGAACAGGACUCUCAAAUAUCGAACAAGAGAGACAGCAGCCCCUCUUUCAGAUCCAACAGAAAAGAUGGAAUCCAGGAGAUAUAACUUCCAGAGAGCAAUUGAGAAAUGCCCAAAUAGAUUGAGCUGUUAAAAAGGGUAAAUCAUUUCUCAGGAAAAUCGUCGAGAUUCCUUACCAGUUUUAUGAAACUGAUCGAAGAUUCUCAGAGUUAGAAGCCCAAAUCCCAAAAAAAGAGAUAGACCAGUUGAAUAAGUCCGCAGUAGAGUCUCUCAAGAAGUCAGCAGUUCUGCUAGCAUUCCUCAAUAUACUACUACACAUAAUCAAGGCAUUCAAAUCUUCAAGGGCACAGCAAGAUCAUGAGCAUGUCGUUGGCAACUUCGUAUUUUUGGUACUUUCAUGAGUCCCAAUAUAUUUCAUAUCCAAACAUCCUUCUUAUGUUCAGACCUAUCUUGGCUUCAUCAACUGUACUGCAUUUGGACUGGCUCAUUUUGUUUACGUAUCAGACUACGUAGGCCACCAGAAUUGAUAUCUUUCGUGCACUUAUUGAUAUUUUUAUUUCACAACUGCGUUGUCUCCGUCCAAAAAGCGAUUGAACUCACUUGUGUUUACUCUAACAAAUGUUCUCAACUUGUAUUUAACUUGGAAAAAGAUUGGAGAACUUGACAAUGAUAUCUUGCUAUCAGUAGCUACCUCAAUUCUUUAUUACAGUUUCGGAGCUCAUAUUGAGCAGUCAAGGUUAGCUGAUAUGUAUUCGAUCAUCUUGAAGAACAAUAAGUUGGUCAAAGAGAAAGCAAAAUUGAUGCAAGAAUUUCCUCACCCAGUACUUAUAUUGCCUCAAAGAAUCUCUGAUGAGUCUAAGUGAUACCCAAACAACCAGUUCGAAGCUUCAAUUAAGACUCUGAACCGCAAGAUCCAGAGGCUCGAAAAAGUCAAAGUGAUUUUGAAGAAAGAUAAGGCCACAAAGAGUCAAAAUGAGCACUGAAAUCUUCUACAGUUUCUCACUGAGAGUUCCCAAGGAUAUAAAGCAAAUGGCCUUAACUUUAGAAAACAUGCAAUUAUUGAUUGAGACAAGUCUGCUGACAAACCUCACAAUAACUUUAUAGUAUCCCAGUCAAACGCUCAAAUAUGCUGGAUGAAAUUUUCGAUGAAGAGAACCACUUCAGGAGAAACUUCGAAAUUAAAUCUCUCAGAAUGGAGUGGAAAGGCAAACCUUCUGUCAUGCAUGUCUUCAUCGACACAACUGAUAUCAUCAACCUCGAAAAAGCCAAGAACCGAAUCAAGAUGCAGAGAGUGAUGUUUGCUAGUGCAAGUCAUGAGUUCAGAACUCCUCUCAAUGCAAUCAUCAACUCGUAUAACAUUAUUAAGGCAAGCUUUGAAGAGCACAUUAAGACUCUCCAUGACAAAGUUCCAAGAGAUAUGCUUGAAAGCAGAGAAGUCUACACCCACAUCGACAACAUCUUGAGGUUUAUCAAGACAGGCAGCAUUUCUUCUGUGCUCAUGAUGGCACUUGUCGAAGACAUCCUGAGCUUGUCGAGGAUCGACAACGGGACUUUUUACCACCAACUAUUCAUACUUCAACGUGCAUGCUUUACUGCUUGAAAUCUGCACCCUGUUCGAGACCCAAUGUCAGAGCAGAGAUGUGGCUCUGCUCAUCGAGUGUGACGACCAAAUGCAGUUCUGUGAAGUCAACACAGACAGAAACAGAGUUCGCCAAGUGUUGUUGAACUUGGUCUCGAACUCGGUCAAACUCACAUUCAAAGGCUCAAUCACUCUCAAAGCUAAGAUGGUCAAAGACUUCGGAGGUCAGAGCUUUGUGGAGUUCAGAGUUCAUGAUACUGGGCCAGGCAUCAAGCAAGAAGAUCAGGCAUGACUUUUCAAACUCUUUGGUGUGCUUGAAGACAAUGAGGGUCUGAAUCCUGACGGGUGUGGCCUUGGAUUGACAAUCAGUAAGAAAUAUGUGGAAAUACUAGGAGGUGAAAUCAGAGUGGAGUCUGUGUACGGAGAAAGUACUGAAAUGAUUUUUACUAUACUAAUCAGAGACAUCAAAAAUUUAGACCAUAACAACAGAAGAGUUAUUUAUAAUCCCAAUCAAUCUGCUGAGAACUGGAUUCACAGAAUUGAUAGUAUUGACUUCAGAGUAAGCGAAGAACACCUACCAGAGAAGUCUACAAUAAACGAAUGUAAACUCUUCGCAAACAAUGAAUCUAAGUUCUAAUCUACAUUUAUCAAAC
Moneuplotes crassus is the source of this 2270-nucleotide messenger RNA. The record is from the annotation of a GenBank genome assembly. Lineage: Eukaryota; Ciliophora; Spirotrichea; Euplotida; Euplotidae.